Messenger RNA from Suillus discolor, 943 nucleotides. Its product is annotated as HIT-like domain-containing protein. The transcript has 7 exons. The coding region runs from base 26 to 454 and encodes 142 amino acids. The record is from RefSeq and is a predicted model, not a curated record. Lineage: Eukaryota; Fungi; Basidiomycota; Agaricomycetes; Boletales; Suillaceae. Gene Ontology annotation, molecular function: catalytic activity. Gene Ontology annotation, biological process: nucleotide metabolic process.
GCUAUUUGCCUCAACUCAAACCACUAUGGCGGCAGCAGCACGAUCACUCAGCACCUGCAUAUUUUGCAAGAUCAUCAAGGGCGAGAUCCCAAGCUUCAAGCUCCUCGAGACAGAAACUUCUUACUCAUUCCUUGAUAUUGGCCCCCUCUCCAAGGGUCAUGCUCUGAUCAUCCCUAAAGACCACGCGGCAAAGCUUCACGAGCUCCCAGAUGAAUACCUUACGGACGUGCUGCCCAUCGCGAAGAAGAUCGCCGCUGCACAAGGGCUUGAAAACUACAACAUCCUCCAGAAUAACGGCCGCAUCGCACACCAGGUCGUCGACCACGUACACUUCCAUGUUAUUCCCAAACCUGAUGCGUCAGACGAGGAGGGGCUCGUUAUCGGAUGGCCCGCGAAGUCUGACGUCAUGGAAGAAGUCAAGAAGUAUCACCAGGAACUCCUUGGAAAGCUAUAAAGCGCAUCUGUGGCGCUCCCGAGUUGCUAAUAAUUGUGUUCUAGCCAGUGCGAGGCACGAGCACGUGAUACGAACGAAGUCUAUGCCAUCACGAGUCAGGCACUGAGACAUGCCUUCUUCCCUCUUGCCAUCAUCUUACACCUCUGCUAGUGUUCAACAUUCGAAAUAAUCACCUUUAACAUCUGAUUUGUCCAAUAAAAAAACUGUUUACUUUUCUACCCCUCGUAUUUUCCUCAUGAACAGACUUCAUUCCGACCCCAGUCUGCUAGUCUGCCCUGAUUUCUCAGGCGAUCCGUAUCAGGCUAGCCGCGCCAGUCUAGUAUCUCCUACUACCACCGAUGCUCAAGCUGCUGAUCUUCUUCGCGCGGUCUGGAUCACCACCAACAACUCCCUGUGCGCACAGUGGCGACAACAGGUCACUGAAGACGAACGCCUUCGUGCCGAAGAACAACGUCUAGCCGAAGAAGAGUCCGAGCGCCAACGUCUGGC